GGAGCCUUCUGGAAGAACUACAGCAGCUGGGCUGGAGAGGCUCUUGGGCGUCAAUUUUUGCUUGUCAGGAUCUUGUCUUCCACACCUUCCUGCCUAAGCCGCGCCUGAGUUGCGAAGUUGGCAGUUGCGUAGUUGUACUCGCAGUUGCCCAUCGAUCUCCACAAAAGUCUGCUAACGUCCCAUCUCCAUCUUCAUCUUGGCUCUCUUGAAUUCUCCAUCUCCACCCGCAGUCAUCACCUCAUCUCCACGUCCAUCUGCUCCGACUUCCUUUGUUUAUCAUUAUUACACAUUCCUAUUCUUCCUCUACAACCUGCUCCUUUGCUCGUCUCAGCGGUCAAUCAAUCCCGCCCUCCCGUUGACCGUCGUCUCAUCCUGGUUUUCUACACACUACCUCAGCUGCUCGCAUCACUCUCGUCAAAGUCAGCAUCAACGGACUCCUACGGCUUUGUUCUAAAGUCGCCUGUGGUCAAUAUGCAGUCAAGGCUUCACAAUUUCAUAUAGAACCAGCUCUUGCGGUUACUUCUGAAGUGACCGUCAUCUUUGCUCCUCUCGAUUGAUCCAGCUUACAGCACCAUGAACGACAAGAGCGAAGCAGACGCCGCUUCGACCAUACCAAAAUGGAGUUUUGGCGUUCUCAACGACCGGGAGACGGUCGAAGUCCCUGGAACAGUUCUUCUCCUUUCUCCACGCCGGAACGAACCCCUUGGCCUCGAAUACAGUAGUCCCACUCGCAUAGAUUCUUCCAUGCCACCUCAGCCUUACACACCGAGGCGGUCAUCAUUCACAUCAAAGAAGAAGAACAGAAGUGGCUCCGUCAUCCUUGAACCUCAACCCGAAGACAGCCUCAAUGAUCCACUCAACUGGCCUGCGUGGAGGAGAGACUUCGCCUUAUUGUCACUGGGAUUCUACUGCAUGCUCGGCGGCGGAAUGACUCCUGUCCUUGCUGCUGGCUUCGAUGAUGUUGCCUCGACUUUUGACGUAUCCUACUCGCGAGUCGCACUCACGACUGGGCUAUAUAUGAUGGGCAUGGGAGUUGGCGGCGUCAUCUUCUCUCCCACAGCAAUUCUCUACGGCAAAAGACCAGUCUACAUAUUUUCAGCACUUCUUUUCAUUCUGACUUCCAUCUGGUGCGCUCUUGCCCCUUCCUAUGCUCAGCUAGCCACCGCACGGGUUUUUCAAGGGUUUUCCGUUAGCCCAGUUGAAUGCUUGCCCUCCGCAACUAUUGCUGAGAUUUUCUUCCUCCACGAGCGUGCAUUCCGCAUUGGCAUCUACACCCUAUUACUUCUUGGUGGCAAGAACCUCGUUCCACUUGUCAGUGCUGCCGUCAUAGACGCCAUGGGAUGGCGUUGGGUCUUUUGGAUCGUCACCUUUAUCGCUGCAUUUGGCCUAUGUGCUUUGUUUCUAUUUGUUCCGGAGACUUUCUGGGACAGGACACCUCGGCCAAAGACACCCCGUCCAGCUUCAUCAAGAAGCUUUUCAGGCUUGUUUCACUCGGACCGCGGACGAACACAUAGCAUCAAGGCUUCCUCGGAGAAAGCUCCUAUGGCUGACCUAAACUCAAGCUCCCGGCAGUUCAUGUUGCACAAACAGGAUGUACAUGCCAGGUUUCAUGACGGGCCAGCUCAUGCGGAAAAUGACAGUGUGGUCGCAGACACACGACCACAGGCACCUCUGAGCAGCGAAAUUGUACCCCAGUCGUCCGAUUUGCGUCAAGAUGCACCGCCGCACACACCUGCUACUGAUGGUGCAACGGAAGAUUCGCAGCUCUCUAUCCGCCAGCAGCAAGAGACCUUGACAAGCAUUUCCACUGGGGCUAUCAAGCACGGAGGUCGAAAGCAACCAAAGCCUACUGGCCUCAGGCUACCUCCGCCAAUACACUUCAAUGGCUCAUCAGAGGCUCAAGUGCCCGUCCAAUCAAACCAUUCUGUCGAUGGCACUUCUGACCUCACCGUCCAGCAGCCCCUGACCAAUGACAACAACGUCAAAUUAAAUUGCGUCAAUUCGCCAUCUGGCGCUGGUGAUGAUUCCCCCACGAGGGCAUCUAUAACAUCUGUUAUGAACUCAGCACAGCCGUACACAGCGCCGUGGGAUGGCGCUGGUGACGACAAACUGCGUGUGCCCACAAUUGCGAUGCCUAUGAACACUACAUUUGCUGAGCUGGCAGAACGAUCAGGAACCUUCAAUCAAAAUGAAUCUCUCCCUGAACUUCAUAACCUUAAUUCUCCUUACUACCUGGGCAUUGAGAAAUCCGAAGAUUAUCUUGGACAUCACGGCCGGCCGAAGUCGACUGACAAAGCUCCUCGAGACGAGCAACCUAGUGAAUCUGGGGCCAGUCUUCAUAGUAUAGCGACUAAUAGUACAGUCCGGAAUUCAGCUGGCACGCCUUCCGCCCCAAAUCAUCAUAUUCUCAAUGGCGAAUCCAACGAGGCGACCAAGAUUGUUCGCUACACUACAAACCUGAGAGAAUCACCACCAAAAACAUAUCUUCAGACGCUGAAGCCAUGGAAUGGACGGCUGUCGAGGGCACACUGGUUUCUCGUGGCAUUGAGGCCUUUUUUGCUUUUUGCAUACCCGGCUGUACUUUGGUCGGCACUUGUUUACUCACUCUCAGUUGGAUGGCUGAUUGUACUGUCUGAGUCCGUGUCCAGCGUGUACCGAAAUCGAGACACUUACAACUUCUCGGCUCUUCAGUGUGGGCUCGUCUAUAUUUCACCCUUUGUCGGCGGGAUUCUUGGCACAGCUAUAGCAGGCAAAGUAAGCGACAUUCUCGUGCGAAUGAUGGCGCGUCGGAAUGGGGGAAUCUAUGAACCAGAGUAUCGGCUGGUGAUGGGGAUUCCGAUCGCGAUUUCGACAGCGAUUGGGCUGAUGGGUUUUGGAUGGUCUGCCGAGGAACGUGACCAAUGGAUUGUGCCCACCGUCUUCUUCGGCGUCAUCUCAUUUGGAUGCUCACUCGGAAGCACGACGGCAAUUACUUUCUGUGUGGACAGCUAUAGAGACUAUGCUGGCGAGGCUCUCGUGACUUUGAACUUCAGCAAGAACAUUUUUCACGGCCUCGCAUUCAGUCUUUUCUUCGCUCACUGGUUGGAAAGCGAAGGAGCAAAGGACACAUUCCUGGCGAUCGGGGGUAUCCAGGUGGCUUGUCUGUUGAGCACAAUACCCAUGUACAUUUAUGGCAAACGAAUGCGGAUGUGGACCGUCCGCAAGGCCUUUAUGGAGAACUUCUGAUGUUGGAAUAGACGCGGAAAGGGUAGAAGAAGGUUGAAUCCCUCGGUACAGAACAUGUGGACAGUGAUUACUAGAUAGACGUGACCUUGAAGUUGCCUUCUGGAGUAAAAGUCUCUCGUGACCAAGGUCGUCAAACGUGCACAGAAGACUGAUCAGUGAGUAAUCUAGCCACAGCCUGUAUUUAGCAUGAUGUUGCAUGCCAUCUCGUGAAGGAAGCGGAGCAUUGUCGCCGUUGGAAGCAAGACCUUGAGCCGAAACUAUUAAUAAAUACGGCCUACAUAGUCCAUUGAGAUAGAUAUUUAUGGCAACAGGUGGGAAGCGAGGCACAGAAAUACGGUCCUUAAAAGGUACAUUAAAGGUACAUUGGAUGGUCAUUGAUGAGUGCAUGUAUGGACGACGAGAGAGACACUGGGAGGGCUCUUUUCAACGUCGCGCUUUGUCUCCCUGGACAGGAGGCUAGAGAACACCGGUCAGAAGUCAAGGUACAGCGAGGGUGGCAACAGUGGACAUGGGCGACAUAGGACAGCAACAUAAUCGAC
Messenger RNA from Exophiala mesophila, 3764 nucleotides. RefSeq lists its product as uncharacterized. The transcript has a single exon. NCBI's taxonomy places the organism in Eukaryota, Fungi, Ascomycota, Eurotiomycetes, Chaetothyriales, Herpotrichiellaceae. Bases 574 to 3225 code for a protein of 883 amino acids. Gene Ontology annotation, biological process: transmembrane transport. Gene Ontology annotation, molecular function: transmembrane transporter activity. The record is from RefSeq and is a predicted model, not a curated record.